AUGCGACCCCUCCGAUUCCUCCUGACCGUCCUCUCCUUCAUUCUGGCCUUCUUUUUGCUGCUUUUCAUUGGCCCCUGGAGCAGCAGCGACAUUGAAAACGUGCAGGACCGCAGCAAUGUGGGCACAUACUUCAACUGGCGGACGCCUUCCUCGUUAUUUCCGCCUUCUGCGAUCAUCAGCCUGACUGAUGACAAUUCUACCAACUUUCUCGCCCGCCCCGCCGCCUUUGGACCUCUACUCCCAGUGAAGAGCCUAAGUGGGCAACUAUGGAUUGGGAGUGGGUUUGGAGAUGAUCAUCUGGGUCGAGGAGAAGGCGAGCUGGGAUGCAGCGAUGUACCAGGAUGGGACGACGGGAGCUGGACGGUCGUGAGUGGGAAUACCAAAAAGCCCUCUGCUGAAGGCAAGACCAUGAAUGGAGAGUCGACCAGCUCUGGGUCGAGCAAGAGCAAGAGGAAUUCUGGGGAUGACGAACUUGAGGACGACACAGACAACGAUGAGCAUCCUUCUGAGGAUGAUGGAACGGAUGAUUAUCUCCACCAUCCAUUGCCAGCGAGCGAUGGCCUCAAAACAAAUGGCGAAGCCGCUGGCAAGACUAAAAAGCCGACCCAUGCCGACAUUCAGUCUCUACAGGAAAGUGCAGAGAUUGCUGGAAAGAUAGUGCUACUGAGCCGAGGAGGAUGCGGUUUCCUCGAAAAAGUCAAGUGGGUGCAGCGAAGAGGCGGCAUUGCGCUGGUUGUGGGAGACGACAUUCGUGGUGGACCGCUGGUGACCAUGUACGCUCGAGGCGACACUUCCAACGUCACCAUUCCUUCUCUUUUCACUUCACACACAACGGCACAGCUCUUAUCGAGCCUGAUGCCGUCCGGAACCUUUAUUGGACAUGUAGAAGAGGCCAACCGGCUUGGCCUGACCCCUGGAAACAAGGGCAAGGGAGACAGCGAGAGCGCAGGAAGCCAGAAGAACGCUGAUUCUGCUGAUAAGCCCAACUUCACUACAACUACAACCGCCACGGCCAAAGCUACCUCCACCCCGCAGACUAGACCCAAGCACAAGAGCGAGAAAACUGCUUCCAAGGAAAGGGAGAAGCCAAAGCAUCGUGGCUGGCUUGUCUCUCUGUUUGGUGGCGGCUCAGAUGGUGCGGACAGUCGACGUCCGCCGAGCAGUGGCAAUAUCGGCUGGGUGCUGCAGCAAGAAUUUGAAGAUGAUGAACCAGUCCAUGGAAAGACCACCAAGCUACCUUCGAGCUCUACAUCGUCGCAAAUACCGACCGCAACUCCAAGGCGAGGCGAUAGCGACGGGUUCCAGAUUGGUGUUCAGGACUGGCGCGAUCCUGACUUGGUUGCGGAGCAGAAAGAACAGAAUCUCAGAGGCUCCACUACCUCAAGCUCGAGCUCAAUCCCUGUGAUCAAGAACAGCAAGCCCACGACAUCUUCUUCUUUAAAGGGAGGCAGCAUCACUCCUGGAAGCGGCGAGUAUGGCAAGGCGAAUCACGAAGCAGUUGAUAUCGCUAGCUCGAAAAAGUCACAGUCGAAAGACAGCAUGACUUCUCAGCAGACCAAUGACCAGCAGGACGGCUCACGCGGCUGGCUGGGUAGUCUGUUCUCAUCUGACCCUCCUGCAGACGAUGCCAAGACCGAGACUGCACCAAAAGCCGCCGUCAAAGCUCCUGAGCUCCAGUCGCAUCAUUCCAAAAGUGACAGCGCUCAUCGCCGUCCACAACCUGCGAAUGGUCCUCAGAUGCACGAAGGACUAUGGGUGACGCUGUCGCCCACGUCCAUGUCCUCGUCGCCGUUCUUUGACACAUUACUGGUACUGGUCGUCUCACCUCUAGUUACACUUACUGUUGUCUACGCUCUUUUGUUACUACGAUCUCGAAUCCGACGGAGGAGAUGGCGCGCACCCAAGUCUGUGGUUGAACGGCUACCUGUUCGAACAUACCAGACUAUGCCGAGCAGCACUUCAAGCUCGACGUCAUCCUCGAUCACAUCUCAAGCCAGUGCAACGACGCCGUUGCUACCAGCUUCUCGACCCAUCAACACGCGCUCUCGACCGCGCGCGCGAACAGCAUCGGAAGUGCCACAUGGAUCCUCGAUGCGCUCUGACGAGAUGGCCAGCCCCUCGCUUGAUCAGAUCGAAGAGAAGCGCGCGGCAGGCCUAGCUGAAUGGAGAAGGCGAUACGGUGGCAAGCAACGAGAGUGUGUUGUAUGCUUGGAGGAAUACGUGGAUGGUGUCAGCAGGGUGAUGAGCCUUCCCUGUGGCCACGAAUUCCACGCCGAGUGCAUAACACCCUGGUUGACCACCCGCCGCCGCACCUGUCCCAUCUGCAAAGGCGACGUCGUGCGUUCGCUGGCUCGAAGCGCCGGUUCUUCUUCCGCCUCGCCACCGCAAGCACAUUACCGGGACGAUGAGGGUGAAGAUGAGGCCGACGUGCAGGAACAGGCCUCCAACACCGUUAAUGAUGACCCGGCGGCACAGCAGCCUGUGAGCCGGGAAGAUGAAGCUUUUGAGGAUCUUGAAAGAGGCGUGACUCCCACUCCGGAUAGGACGAGAUGA
Messenger RNA from Zasmidium cellare ATCC 36951, 2553 nucleotides. RefSeq lists its product as uncharacterized. The record is from RefSeq and is a predicted model, not a curated record. The coding region runs from base 1 to 2553 and encodes 850 amino acids. The transcript is spliced from 2 exons. Gene Ontology annotation, molecular function: zinc ion binding. NCBI's taxonomy places the organism in Eukaryota, Fungi, Ascomycota, Dothideomycetes, Mycosphaerellales, Mycosphaerellaceae.